AUGUGAACUAGUUCAAUUUAUCCGUUCGUAAAUUGUGAAUGGUUGGCAACGCGGCCAACAAUUCUGUUUCAAACUCUGGCAACCCUAAUGUGGUAAAAGAUGUCAUUUGCAAGUAAAUUACUGCAGUGCAGCGCGCGGCUUUGGAAUGCCGUCACACCCACACGGGGCUUCCAUAUGCUAAUGCGUCCCACGGCCAUAACCACAAGCACACCGGCUCACAGCACAAUUGUUCAGCAAUUGGUGCCCACAACAAAUACAACAUCCUUUCUGGUGCCGUUCAAUUCACUCGUACAACAAGUGGCAGGAUUCAAGGUGAAGGGACGUCUCAAGCGCCGCUGUAAGGAUUGCUACAUCGUGGUGCGUCAGGAGCGCAGUUAUGUCAUCUGUCCAACGCACCCGCGCCACAAGCAAAUGGCAAUGAAGAAACGUGACUACAAAUCCUGGAUCUUGACCCAUGCCACACAAUCCAAGGAAAGGGGCUUUUAAUGAGCAUUUGUUCCUCAAAAAGAACCUAUAUCUAUGUAAUUAGUCCACUUAUUUCUGUUUGCUUGAAUUAAAAAAAAAAUUGGUUCAAUUGACGUAGUACGAAAUCAAUACCUUACAUAAUACACAAAAAUUGCAGGCUUUACUCAUAUUUGAAAAAGCUGUCGGCUCGAGAAUUACUAAUAAAGUUUUAAAUAAAA
This is a messenger RNA of Drosophila virilis, 683 nucleotides long. RefSeq names its product mitochondrial ribosomal protein L36 (gene mRpL36). Lineage: Eukaryota; Metazoa; Arthropoda; Insecta; Diptera; Drosophilidae. Gene Ontology annotation, cellular component: ribosome; mitochondrial large ribosomal subunit. The record is from RefSeq and is a predicted model, not a curated record. Gene Ontology annotation, biological process: translation. Gene Ontology annotation, molecular function: structural constituent of ribosome.